Molecule: messenger RNA, 3423 nt
Organism: Astyanax mexicanus (Mexican tetra)
Lineage: Eukaryota; Metazoa; Chordata; Actinopteri; Characiformes; Acestrorhamphidae
Gene: chp1
Product: calcineurin-like EF-hand protein 1
Exons: 7
Coding region: 316-900 (194 amino acids)
Molecular function (GO): calcium ion binding
Source: RefSeq, a predicted model, not a curated record
GUCGCGCAGAGUUUAAGGUCCAGAGUGUUCACCGCAGCUCCAGCGCUCCUGGUUUUCAGAGUGUCUGUAUUAGAUCAGCGGUACAGGCAGUGUACUGGAGUUACUGAGGUUAUAGAAAGCUGCAGCGGUGUGUGAGGGCCGCGCUGAGGGUAAACACGCUGCGGAAAUCGGCUGGCUGUGGUAGUUAGCUCGCAGGCUAAGCGCUAAGCAGGCUAAGCCUCUGUCUGAGUGACCGUUAGCUUACUCGGCUAGCGAGCAGCAGCGGAGCCGGAGCGGAGCGGGGGUUUCAGCUGAACUGACCGCGGGCGGAGAACCAUGGGCUCCAGAGCGUCUUCAUUACUGAGAGAGGAGGAUAUAGAGGAGAUUAAGAAGGAGACUGGCUUCUCCCACAGUCAAAUCACUCGCCUCUACAGCAGAUUCCACAGCUUGGACAAAGGAGAAAAUGGUGCUCUCAGCCGCGAAGACUUUCAGAGGAUUCCAGAGCUGGCAAUCAACCCUCUUGGUGAUCGGAUAAUCAAUGCCUUCUUCCCUGAGGGGGAGGAUCAGGUGAACUUCAGAGGAUUUAUGCGAACGUUGGCACACUUCCGCCCAGUGGAGGACAACGAAAAAAAUAAAGACCCGACUGCUGAGCCCCUCAACAGCAGAAACAAUAAGCUGCUCUUUGCCUUCCGUCUGUAUGACCUGGACAGAGAUGACAAAAUCUCCAGAGAUGAACUCCUCCAGGUACUGCGUAUGAUGGUUGGAGUGAAUAUUUCUGACGAGCAGCUCGGCAGCAUCGCAGACAGGACCAUCCAGGAAGCUGACACGAACGGAGACAUGUCCAUCUCAUUUAGCGAGUUCAUCAAGGUGUUAGAGAAGGUCGACGUUGAGCAGAAGAUGAGUAUCCGCUUCUUGCACUAAGGCCGGGCUCUUUGCCUACAACUGAACUGAACCCUUGACUGGAAGCCCUCCAUGCCAAUAUACGCCCAAGAGUCCUAACUACUCCCCCCCCCCCCCCCCCCCCCCCUCCCCGGUAUCUGACAUUUCGGGCUCCUUGGCCGCCCCUUUCAGACCUGUCUGCAGAUCUCUUCCAUUUCUCCUUUCAAAUCACGUUUCAGACUGUCGUGUCGAUUGCGGGGAAUGAUCAUGUGCCUUCGAUUGUUUUUCACACCGUCACUAUGUCUAUUCCCUGCAGUGUUAUAAUCCUAUUUAUUCCGGACCAUUCCUGGCUCAAAUGUGCGUCUUUGGUUCUGUGCAAUAAAGUGUAGAUAGAAUGCUCUUAUAUGGUAAAGAUGAUUUAAUAUUGGUUGCUGUAAAGUAAUUUUAUGUGUGCAGAAAAAUACUUCCAUUGUGGCCAAUCCCAUCCCUUUAAAGAUAAGGAUAACUUUCAUUCUUUGUCUUAUCUGUGUUAAAAUGAGUCACAGGAUAAAUAAAGCUUUCUUUUCCAGCUUACCCAAGAACGAUCAGUAACUGCAGACAAACCUGUUGUGACCACAUGAGCUGCUAGACACUGUUAUUCAUGGGCUAUUUGCGCAGUCCUUUCACAGCCCAACAAAGCAGGUUUCACAGUGACCUUCAGUCUUUUUUAAUGGAGGAAAUUCAUUCCAUACUAGAAAAUAAGUAACCAUGACAUCUGUAAAGGAAGUCAUUCUUGGUUAUUAUGUUCUAGGGCACUCCUGUGCUUUGUCCCUUGCUUUUUAGGUCUGUGGGUUCAAGCCAAGUUCCAUAGUACACCUUCUGAUAGUUUUCCUCGUUGAAUAGGGGAAAUUUUCCGUCCAAAUGGAGGGAUUAGGGAUCUGUCAUCUGUGUUCUGUUAUGUUUUGCUCAGGUUAUAAUCAAGUCAGCUUUAAUUAGCCACCGUAAGCUACUGACAUCAUUGAAAACCAAGUCUGGUGGCCUGCUGACCAUUCAGUGGGGAGGCAGGUUGAGUUGACAGCAAAUACACUGUGGUAAAGUGCUUUCUGUUUUGUUUCUGGAGAUAAAAUAAACAAGAUUAAAUGCGAGCAGGCCGAAUGGUCCAUGUCUUAACUGUUGACUUGUGUGAUUUCAGUAAGAGUCAAUAACAGGUAGUGGCUAAAAAUGGGUCAAGCUGAUUGCUGACCAGCUCUACUUAUUUACCACCUGAAAAAAAUCAGUUUAGCACCCACUUGCUGCUUUAACUCUCUUAAGUAUAAAGAUGCUACAAAGUGUUUCUUGAGCAAUUCUCUGAAUAGGUAAAAGGAACCACGUAGGAAAAGAAAUAAAAUCUGAAAUUUUCCAAUCUUCAAAUUUGAGCCUUUAAAUUUUUUUUCAUUUAUUCACAAUCAGCAGCUAGAGUCUGAGAGAGCACAACAGUAGAUGAUGCUCUCUCCCUUUAUCACUCCCAUUGUGAUACUCGCUGGCACAGCGUCUGUUAGCUGAUGCAUCAGAGCUGGGGAUCUGGCGCUUUCCUCUGUGUGUGUGGCAGCCAAUUGAUGCUGAAUUGGCAAAGUCUGACUUCACAUAUAUUACAGGAGGCAUGUGCAGAGAAUGUGUAAAGAGGAUUAUUUUUAUAGUGAUAAAUCUUUUCAUUUUCUCAAUACUGAGCAUUAUCAAAUGUUUCAGCACUCCAGACAUAAUUUUAAAGCUUUUAAACUCAGUUAUAAACCACUUAAACAUGCUCUGAGUGUCCGCUCACAGUAGCAGUAAUGUUAGCACCUCUACUGGCCAAAACCUUUUUUCCUGUAGAAAAAUGUAAAUAAUAAUAGAUAAAAUGCAUAAUUCUGCUUCCAGAAGUUGUAAGGCACUAUUUUACCUUUGCUUCGUUAGUUAUUUCGCACCACUCAUGGUCUCCUCCUAGUUUUAGCAGUCAUUUUCUGACUCCAUAAACUGGCUCUGGCAUGUGCCUACCCUCCUGGAAAAUUGCGAGUGAUGGGGGGAGUGUUAUUGAGUGAGUGGGUUAACUGGCACCGCUAAGUUGAGGAAAAAGUUUUGUGUAAUGAUUUUAUUACAUUAUUUAUUAAAAAGUGCCGUACGUUCACAGAUUGCAUUAGUCUACUUGGUUUUAAAUGAAACAAAGAGAACCGGUAUGUGGUUCUUUUAUUGCAUUGUUAAAGGAAUCCUUUGUAGUACCUUUUUAUUUGAAGGCUGUAGUUAAAGUAGGUCUGCAGUCCAACCUAACAUACACUGCUGAUUGUCUUUAAUCAUGAUGGUAAUAUUACUGUGUGUGUUAAUCCAGGGAACUUCAAAUCUCACUGGUUUUCUCUUCAUGUACAGAUCUGUAGAGGAUAGUGGACAGUGGACUCUUAGCAGUAGCUUGAUUUGUUGUGGAGAUCACCUCUUAUACAGGAAGCUUCACAGCAGCACCCAGCUAGUUCUGGAAAGGGAAUCAGUUUUAUUACACUUUUCUUACUCAGUGUGAUUUAUCAGUCCUGUACUCCUGUACUGUGAUUUUGAUCAAAUAAAAAUUUCAAGUGCCAUGUUGUA